Molecule: messenger RNA, 5469 nt
Organism: Mustela erminea (ermine)
Lineage: Eukaryota; Metazoa; Chordata; Mammalia; Carnivora; Mustelidae
Gene: TMEM132C
Product: transmembrane protein 132C
Exons: 9
Coding region: 233-3511 (1092 amino acids)
Source: RefSeq, a predicted model, not a curated record
GGCGGCUGCGGCGGCGGCUGGAGAAAAGUUGUCCUGGCCAGAGCGCGCGCUGCCGCGGGAUCCAGAACCGCCGCGGCGCCACGGCGGGGGCAGGCGAGACCACCGGAUCUGCAGCCGGGCCGGCCGACUCGCAGCCGGGGGUCGCCCCGGGGCAUGGGACAGCCGGCGGGGACCGCGGGCCGGCGCUGCGCCCCAGGCGGGCGGAGAGCGGCCUGAGCUGCCGGGACGCAGGAUGCGCUCCGAGGGCGCGGCCCCCGGGCCGGUGGCGCCGCUGUGCGGGGCGCUGAGCCUGGUGCUGGGCGCGCUGCUGGGCAAAGUGAUCGAGGGCCGGGGAGUCACAGACAACGUGCCGCGGUUUUCUUCUCUGCCGCCCUUCCUGCCCGUGAGCUACCGCAUCCUCGGAGCGGAGACCUCCUUCUUCCUGAAGGAGGCCCACCAGGACGUCAUGCGCAACUCCAGCCUGCACACCAGGGUUGAGUCCUUCUUCACCUACAAGGCCAAGAGACCCCCGGUCCUCAACGCCAGCUACGGGCCCUUCUCCGUGCAGAAAGUCGUGCCUCUGGAGCUGAUGGUCACUUCGAACUUUCUAGGCCCAACCAGUAAGUUCGGUCUCAACUGGAAGCUGAAGGCGCACAUCCUGCGGGACAAGGUGUACCUGAGCCGGCCCAAGGUGCAGGUGCUGUUCCACCUGCUGGGCCGGGACUGGGCGGCCCCGAGCCCCGGCGAGAGGCUGCCGUGCCUGCGCCUGUUCGCCUUCCGCGAGACCCGGGAGGUGCGGGCCGGCUGCCGGCUGCAGGGGGCCCUGGGGCUGUGCGUGGCCGAGCUGGAGCUGCUGGCCGCCUGGUUCGGGCCCCCCAGCGUGGUGGCCGGGAGGAAGAAGGCGCCCGGGCCGCCCGAGGGGAGCCCCGUGGAGCUCUACUACUCCGUGCAGCCGGGGGACGCCCGCGGGGACUGCGCGGACGGCGACACCCGGAAGGGUAAUGCCAUCCGGCCGGGGAAGGACGGGCUGGACGAGGCCGUGCCCCACCUGCAGAGGAUUGGUGCUGUGAGCCUCUACCGGGCCCAGGACACGGCCCAGCUCAGCGAGCUGCGUCUGGACAGCAAUGUGGUCAUCUGGUUGCCCUCUCGGCCGGUCAAACAAGGAGACGUGGUCACUGCCUAUGUCACCGUGGCCAGCAAUUCCACUGUGGACCUCUUCAUCCUGAGAGCCAAGGUGAAGAAGGGGGUGAACAUCUUGGGCACCCGGACCAGCGAGCCCCGGCAGUGGGACGUGAAGCAGGAGCUGGGCAACGGUGGGAAGCACGCCACGACCACCGUGCUGUGCCAGCGCCUGGGGUCCGGCGCGCGCAACAGAAGCAGCAGCUUGUUCAGCGAGGUCGUGCAGAUGAACUUUGAAAUAGCCAGCUUCAGCAGCCUCUCGGGGACGCAGCCCAUCGCCUGGCAGGUGGAGUACCCACAGAAGACGACCACCGACACCGCCGUGUCCGAGAUCUUCAUCAGCCAGAAGGACCUGGCCGCCAUCGUUCCCCUAGCCACGGACACGGAAAUUCUGAACACCGCCAUACUCACGGGGAAGACGGUAUCCCUGCCCAUCAGGGUGGUCUCCGUGGAAGAGAACAGCGCUGUGACGGAUAUCUCGGAGUCGGUGGAGUGCAAGUCCACAGACGAGAACGUCAUCAAGGUGUCUGACCGCUGUGACUACAUCUUUGUCAAUGGCAAGGAGAUGAAAGGCAAGGUGGAUGCGGUGGUGAACUUCACCUACCAGCACCUGAGUGCCUCCCUACACGUCACCGUGUGGGUGCCCCGGCUGCCCCUGCAGAUUGAGGUCUCUGACACAGAGCUGAGCCAGAUCAAAGGCUGGAGGGUCCCCAUUGUGGCCAGUAAGAGGCCCACGCGGGACAGCGAGGAUGAGGACGAGGAGGAGCGGCGGGGCCGCGGCUGUGCCCUGCAGUACCAGCGCGCCACCGUGGGCGUCCUCACCCAGUUCGUGGCCGAGGGCGCCGGCCCGUGGGGCCAGCUGAGCUACAUGCUGGGCCCUGACUGGCAGGUCGACGUCACCCACCUGGUGGCAGACUUCAUGAAGCUGGAGGAACCCCACGUGGCCACCCUCCAGGACAGCAGGGUCCUGGUCGGGCAGGAGGUCGGGAUGACCACCAUCCAGGUGUUGUCCCCACUGUCCGACUCCAUCCUGGCAGAGAAGACGGUAACCGUGCUAGAUGACAAGGUGUCAGUGACGGAUUUGGCCAUCCAGCUCGUGGCCGGGCUGUCGGUCACCCUCCACCCCAGCACGGAGAACAGCAAGGCCAUCACUGCUGUGGCCACAGCUGAGGAGCUGUUGCGGACCCCCAAACAGGAAGCCGUGCUCAGCACUUGGCUCCAGCUCAGCGACGGCUCGGUGACGCCGCUGGACAUCUACGACACCAGGGACUUCACCCUGACUGCCACCUCCCUGGACGAGGCCGUCGUGUCCAUCCCCCAGGCCCGCUCUCCCAGGUGGCCGGUGGUGAUGGCCGAAGGGGAAGGCCAGGGGCCCCUGGUCCGAGUGGACAUGACCAUCGCGGAGGCCUGCCAAAAGUCCAAACGCAAGAGCGUCCUGGCCGUGGGCGUGGGCAGCGUCAGGGUCAAGUUUGGCCGGAACGACGCUGACUCCAGCCCCGGAGGCGGCGGCGGGGACAGUGACGAGGCUGAGAUCAAGAACCGCGCCAGCGACCGCCGGCCGAAGGGCCAGGAGCCCGAGGGGCCCCUCCACGGCAGCUCCCCCGGGGAGCGCGAGGAAGGGGCCCCCCAGAGAGGCGGCACCACGGCCAGGCCGCUGCUGGACAACAGGGUGGUGAAGAGCGGCCGGCCGGACGCGGGCAGGCCGUCGGGGGAGGGCCCGCCGCAGACCAUCCCCCUGGACUUCACCAACUUCCCGGCCCAGGUGGACCUGCCCCGGGCGGGGGGCGGGCUGGGGGCCAGCGACCUGGUGCCGACGCCGCGGGGCCUGAGCGACCUGGAGAUCGGCAUGUACGCGCUGCUGGGCGUCUUCUGUCUGGCCGUCCUCGUCUUCCUCGUCAACUGCACCACCUUUGCCCUCAGGUACCGGCACAAGCAGGUGCCCCCGGAAGGCCAGGCCUCGGUGACGCACGCGCACGACUGGGUGUGGCUGGGCAACGAGGCGGAGCUGCUGGAGCACGCGGGCGGGGGGUCGCCGCCGCAGGCCGAGCGCACCACGGUCCUGGACCACGCGCCGGGCGGCAGUGAGGAGAGCGGCCGUCUGCUUCUCAACGGCGGCGUCCAGCGGCACGCGCAGGGGCAGGUGCACCGGCCGGACGCGGCGGCCAGGCCGGCCAGGGACCCGAGGCUCGAGCCCCUGCACUCGCCCACCUCCAAAAGGAAGAAGGUGAAGUUCUCGACCUUCUCCACCGUCCCCACCGUCCCGCCGGACGACGGCUGCCCCGCCGUGAACUCCAUCCUGGGCGGCGGCGAGGACCUCAGAGACUACCUGGAGAAGCUCACGGACCAGGCGUAGGUGCCCGCGCCCGCCCGGCGCCUCGCUGGGUCCCAGAGUGGGUCCGGGGACGCCUGGCACGGAGCGGGCCGCGCUGGGGCCGCAGACCGCGGAGGUCCCGGAGCCGGGAAAGGCCCUGGGUCCCCGACAGCGAGGGUUUUCAGCGGCGGGUGACGGCAGAGCUCCGGGAGUCGGCGGAGGAACUCUGGGCAGGCGGCUGACCGAGACGCCAGCCUGCGCACGAGGCCACCGUGGGAAGGCGAUUUUAUGAGUCAGAACAGAACACAGACAAGCUACCAAAAAUUAUUUGUUAAAAAAUGCAAAAACACAAAAUAAAAAGACAGAAGCAAUCAUCUCUUUAUAUUUCUAAUAAAGGAGCAAAAUGCACAGCGAGGGCCUGCGGAGGCACAGUUUCCGUCUGGGUUCCGUGCCCCCUUGAGAGGACAGCCUGGAUCCAUCAGCCCCGGGGGGAGGGGACGCCGGAGGAGAGGGGUCAGAGCCCCAGCGCCUCUCGGGGUGAACCUGAGGGUUUUCUGUCUUCACACGACUCUUCUGUGUCCCCACAUUGUCUCUCCGCCCCCCACCAUGUUUUCCUUCUGUGUCCUGCAAGUCCACUUGAUCUGUAUUUAAUGUCAUUUCUGAGGGUCAAAUGGUAUAUUUUUCCUAAAUUAAACGUACAUUAUAUUCCUAUAUGUUAGAUGAAUUCUUAGCAGCAGUCCCAGUGAAUCCAUCCUUGAAGUAGUAGUUUCAAUGCUUUUCUGUAGCCCUCCAGCCUUGAUGUUCACGGGGGUCUAAACACCAGAGGGGGAGGGGGCGCUGCCUCGACCCCCCACCCCCGAACACCCCCACUUGCCGGGCCCCAGGGCCACAGCCAGUGGGCGGGACGCUGCCCGGGGCUGUUCCAAGGGGACACGGCCGGCCCGGCCCCCAGUGUCACCAUCGCUGGGGAUACGAGGAGACCCCACUGAGGGGAGGUCGGGUCCCCUCUGUGGGGGAGAGGCCGUAACCCCGGAAUAAUCUGCGCAGCCUCCCGCGGUAGAGCUUUCACGGGACCUCCUGACCUCGGAGCGAGGACCCCAGAUGAAAACUGCUGGAGGGUUUUCGAGUUGUUUCUCAGACUUUGUUGGGCGGAGCCUACCAGCACGAACCGGAGAGAUUAAAAUCUAUGUUAGAUUGUCCAUCCACGGUGGUUUUUAACAGCCUAAUUGUGCAGCAGCACAUUGCAAAACGCGUUCAUCCAAAGUCGACUGUGCGCAGCGGGGAAGAGCGCAGUGAUGGGAGUCGGGCCCUCGGGGGGCGGCCGGGCUGGGGUCGCGGCCGGCCCGUCCUGCUCUCGGCGACUGCCGGGACGCUCAUUGUUUUUAUUUUUUUAAUUACUAAAAUCAGUAGCUAAGAAAGGGUCCUUGAAAGCCUCGUAACCUUAGCUGGACCUUUUAAAGAGAUAUUUCUAGCACAUGUUAUAGACGGAAAGGAGAAGAUAUUUAUUUAUACCUGUGAUGCCGAUUGUCAUUAAAAUGCUUUUCCAUGGCUUGACAAGUAUCUCGUGGGGUGUUUCUUUUCUCCCCUGAUGCCCAUUUCUUCUUCCCCCACCAAACGGACAACCUGCUGGAGAAACCUCCUGUCCGCUGGGCUCGAGCGGCCGACCUCUCGCUCUCCCUCUCGGCUCCGUGAUGGAGCCGCCCCAAAUCCUGGGAUCUCUCGGCCACCAUCCUGGGCACCCGCAGCUCCCAAACCUGCACGUGCCCAGAACUGCCAGGAGGGCCAAUGAAACACAGAUUGCUGACGUGGGGCCAAAAGUGUGCCUUUCUGCCAAGCUCCGGGAUGACACGGAGGCCACCGGUCUGAGAUCCUGCCAGAGGGGGAGGGUGGCAAGCCAGGGAAAAGGUCUUCUCUGAUUUUGAUUGUCUUUGUGCUUGUCAUUUGAGAUUCCCAUGGGAUUGUUGCUGCUGAUGUUAGCUGGGGGUAGAGCAUUUUUAGAU